Messenger RNA from Vespula vulgaris, 1510 nucleotides. Its product is annotated as CD63 antigen-like. NCBI's taxonomy places the organism in Eukaryota, Metazoa, Arthropoda, Insecta, Hymenoptera, Vespidae. The coding region runs from base 85 to 783 and encodes 232 amino acids. The record is from RefSeq and is a predicted model, not a curated record. The transcript is spliced from 5 exons. Gene Ontology annotation, cellular component: membrane.
UUUCUUAUUCGCGUAAACACUUCCAGUGGUGAGUUAUUCUCGUUCCUUAAAUUUAGAAGAGAAGAAAGAAAAAAGAAUUUCAAGAUGAGCUGUGGACUGGGAUUAAUAAAAUACCUUCUCUUCAUAUUUAACUUUAUUUUCUCGUUAUGCGGCUUAGCUAUUCUUGUAGUCGGUAUUCUUAUGCACAUAAACCUUAAUAAUUACAAAGAAGUUGUGCAAGAAAAUGUGACUGUCCCCUCGGUGACAUUUAUUGUCAUUGGCAGCAUCAUUUUUGUUAUUGCAUUUUUCGGAUGUUGCGGUGCGAUACGUGAGAGUCAUUGCAUGACGAUAACUUUUGCAUCGUUCUUGUUAACGAUACUUAUAGUGCAAAUUGCCGUGGCGAUAUAUGCAUUUGUAGUCUUCAGGGAAUCUAAUAUCAACGUUAACGAUACAUACAGGGAAGUAUUCAGUCGUUAUUGGACUUCUUCUACGGAGCGAGAGAUCGUAAAUAUCAUUCAGAGUAAUUUAAAAUGCUGUGGUGUUGACUCAUAUCGUGAUUUUUAUGGAUUUAAUGGUACUAUACCUUCGAGUUGUUGCGAAACGUUGCAAACGUCAUCCUGUCCAGAGCAAUUGAGCUUCCAAGUUGGAUGUAGUCCCGCGUUGAAGAAUUUCUUGAUCUAUGCUGGAAAAGUAUUGGGAGGUAUUGCUAUCGGUAUAGCCUCAGUCGAGUUGAUCGGUAUUAUAUUUGCAUUAUGUCUGGCACAAUCGAUAAAGAAUUUCGAGAAGAGAGGUUACAGAGUAUAGGUCGAUAAUCUAAGAGUAUUAUAUCCGUUUAAUAUUUUUUUCUUUUUUUCUUCCUCUUUCUUUUUUCUUCCUUAUAUCAUACACAUAAAUUAACGAUAAAAUUACCUUUGGGGAUAGUCUUUUCUUGCAAUGGAAAUUAAAUUUCUGGAGAUGAAAAUUUCUCAAUGGAGAUUUUCUUUUAUAGAUACACAAAAUGUUUGUUUAAUUUUACAGGUUUAUAGAUUCUAAAGAGAAUUAUGAAAUUGGAAGUAUAUUUGCUUUGUUCUUUUUUUCUUUCCUUUUUUAUUUUCUUUUUCGUUGCUUGAAAAGUAGUAUUUUCAUAGCAAUAUUUAUUUAUAUUAAAAUAGUAUUUUGUUGCUUGGAAAAUAAUAUUUUCACUUUAGAAAAGGAAUCUGACAAGAAUAAAUUGCGUUAAAAGGAAGUAACGUAGUCGAAUAGACGAUAUCUGUAACUUUUGUAACGUAAAGGAUAGAGACACGUAACGUACCUAAUUUUAUAUAAAAAUCAAUCAAUUCAUAAGAAAAGUUUGUUAUCGUUAUUCCAUCGUUAACGGACAACGAAGAUAGAAAUAUACUUAUCAUACGUAUAUUUGCGUAUGAUAUAAAAUAUAUAUACAUGAAUUUAGUAUUAUUAUCUUAUUCUUUGUACAAUGAAUAUUUGAUUUAGAUUUAUCAUUUGUUAAGCAAACUAUACUGUACGCACAAAAAUAAAAUUAUCUUCUAAUAAA